Messenger RNA from Oncorhynchus tshawytscha (Chinook salmon), 5879 nucleotides. RefSeq names its product testican-1. The transcript has 13 exons. NCBI's taxonomy places the organism in Eukaryota, Metazoa, Chordata, Actinopteri, Salmoniformes, Salmonidae. Gene Ontology annotation, molecular function: protein binding; calcium ion binding. The record is from RefSeq and is a predicted model, not a curated record. The coding region runs from base 278 to 1699 and encodes 473 amino acids.
GAAGCGAUUGGGAAAGAGAGAGAGAGACCGCUAUCAGAGAGGCGGAGUCUGAGCGGAAGUUACCGAGGGUGGGAGAGAGACAGUUCUGACGAGGCUUGUUCCUGCUGCUCCUGGUCGCUGUCAGUAUUACAGCGGAGUUCAGAGCUACCGGAGGUCCCGUGGAUAAUUAGGCUACUCUACAGUCUGACCGAAAAAAAAAAACGUCUAACUGACAGCAGCAGAAACGUCCCACCCUAUACCUCUUUUCCCAGGAGCUGGACACAAGCUAAUUGAGACGAUGCUUUUCUGUCUGCUGCCUUUCGCGGCUCUCUUGCUGCGCGCAGAGGGCAGGCGCGGGGGAACGGUGGUUGGUAACAAAAACAUUGGCCACGCGAUGGACAACGACAAAUGGCUCAGCACCGUGUCUCAAUACGACAAGGACAGAUAUUGGAACAAAUUCAGAGAUGAAGUUGAGGAUGACUACUUCAAAAGCUAUGGUCCUGCUAAGCCAAUCAACCAAGAGACAGAGGCGAGGCCCAGCAGACAUGGGGAACCAGGAACCAAAGCCCACUCCAACCCAGGAAAGAGGAGAACAGAAGAGGCUCCGGACGCCACUAAAGACCCGUGUCUGAAGGUGCGCUGCCCUCCUCACAAGGUGUGUUUCAGCCACGACUACCAGACAGCCAUCUGCACCAACACCAACCACAAGCAGCCUAGACACAGUGUGAAACCCAGAAAAGAAAGAUUGACCCACAAACACUGGGCAGGAGCAGGGGCCCAUGGGAAGUGUGGACCGUGCCCUGUCAUCCACCCCAGCCCCGUGUGCGGCUCUGACGGCCACACCUACUCCUCUAAGUGUAAGCUGGAGUUCCAGGCGUGCACAUCAGGGAAGAGCAUCGCUCUGAAGUGUGAGGGACCGUGCCCAUGUCUGCCUGGUCAGGAACUGGUCAAACCACACAGAGACAAGACAGAGAAGACCGUCUGCAGUGAUGGGGACCUGCAUAGCCUAGCAUCCAGACUGAAGGACUGGUUUGGAGUUCUCCACCUUGAUGCCAACCGAGACCUCAAAUCCUCUGCCAACUCUGAUUCAGCGGCAGGACGUUUUGACACCAGUAUCCUGCCCAUCUGUAAGGACUCCCUGGGUUGGAUGUUCAACAAGCUGGACAUGAACUAUGACCUCCUGCUGGACCAAUCAGAGCUCAGUGCCAUCUACCUGGAUAAGUAUGAGCUGUGUAUGAAGCCCCUGUUCAACUCCUGCGACUCCUUCAAGGACGGGAAACUGUCCAACAACGAGUGGUGCUACUGCUUCCAGAAACCUGACGGUCUGCCCUGCCAGAAUGAGAUGAACAGGAUUCAGACUCAGGGUCGACGGAAGAGUCUCAUAGGGGCCUAUAUUCCACGCUGUUCUGAGGAGGGUUACUUUAAGUCAACCCAGUGUCAUGGCAGUACUGGGCAGUGUUGGUGUGUGGACAAAUACGGCAACGAGAUCGCCGGCUCCAGAAAACAGGGCAACCCCACCUGUGAGGAGGAUCAAGAGACCUCGGGGGAUUUUGGCAGCGGGGGUGGCGUCCUUCUCCUUGACGACCAGGAGGAGGAGCCACCUCGGAGUGGGAGGAGCCGGCAGAAGCAGAGGCGGGGCCGGAUCCAUCCCAGAGGGGCCAUCGAGGAUGACGAGGACGAGGAAGAUGACAAAGAUGACGAGAUUGGCUACGUCUGGUAGCUCUGCCCCCACCUGCUCUCCCAUCAACCAACCAGGGACUCCCGUUAACUCUGCACAGACCUGAAGCCAUUCCAGCGUCUCCUUCGUCCUGCCCCCUGCCCCUCAGCAUCAGUCCAUGUCCAACUGACUUUUCCUUCCUCUUGUUCAUAACUUCAUUGAAGCUUUCUCUUCGUUAAUCCCGUCCUACUCAACCUUCAUAUAAUGUGUCCACCUUCUACUCUCCUUCAGAUAAUGGAGACCUAUUCAAUUCAAACAAAGACUCUUUUCUUGUGUUACCCUCUGCUUCAACUGUCCCCAAACCCUUCAAUUUUUGACUGACACCGAUUGCUAUAUCCUCGUUCUCUCUCUCUCUUGCUCUCUCAUCUCCCCUUUCUCUCUCUUUAUCUGCCUAUGUUUCUGGGAGUUUCGUGUCUGUCUGAGGCCAUAGACACAUUGGUGUAAAUACCUUCACAACAGGCUGUUCUCCUGUUUGUGUUCCACUCGCUUCCUCCCUCCUCAUGUUCUAGAAUACCAUAUUCUCGGGUUCCAGAAUACUCUAUAGGCUCUGCUUGAGAAUAUCGUUCUGGCUGUUAUUGAAUGUUCCAGGGUGUCCUAGAAUCAGCAAGAAUGAUUGUGUUUUUUUGCAUGUUCCCCUACUACGCCCCUGCUGAAGACAUGUUUGGGUAGCCAGAUAUGUAACCCAGAGUAUACACAUUUACUUUGGUUUAUUUGGUGACAAUGCCCACACUCGCUGCUGCAGCGCUCUCUUCUGUUGCAGUCUUAUUGCCGUGCAAACCUCCUCUAAAUGCCUGCUUUUAGAAGUUUAAAAUGACAUUGUGAGCCACUAACUGAAUAGCAACCUCUAUCUUCAGCUUGAAAGUUCAAAACAUACAUAUUGUUUUUCCAUUAAUUUGAUUAUUAUUAUUUAUUUAUUUGAAACAAGUUUUGUACUUUGGUUCAGGUGGAGACGAGCACUUUGUCUGUGGAAUUUCAGAUCAGAGAAAUCCUACAAGGUACCCAGACCUUUUUCAAACCUCCACAAACCAGCCUGCAGCUUUUGAGACGGACACAAAUAUAUUUUUCUUUCAUUUUAGCGGUUUGCUUUGAUUUUUUAAAAGAUUUUUACUAAAAGCAGCAGGAGUUUAAAAACAAUGUUUUACCAUAAUAGUUUUGUGUGUCGUAGAGUUUGAUUUCUGUAGCCAUUGGUUUGUAUUGGUGACAUAAGAAGUGAAAUAUUCUAGCUAUAGUAUAGCUUCUAUUUUAAAUGAGUUCCUGCUUUAUUUCAGAAUAUUUCGGGUUGCAGUCAAGUGAGGUCAGUUAUCGUAAUGUAUCUACCCCACGAACCCAGAUGAGAUAGGCGUAACCCAUAAGACGGGCUUAUGAACAGUUAUAAGCGUUACACUGGUACAGUAUAAGCACACACAAUGCUUAGUGACAUUUCACUUUAAUAAUAACAGGCCUUCGAUGAUUGGAUGCAUAUAUUCACAGGUCUGAGCCGGGCACUAUAUGCUUCAUUGGGCUUGUGAUGCAGCGUAAUGAUACACUGCUUUUGCGUGCUUCGGCCAGUGGGGAGCGAUCUUGAACAGAUUUUUUUAUUCACAUGUGAGAGUCUGUUGUGAUUGACACUUUGGUCCAUAUAGCACAAACAACAGCUCUACAGAAUAGACGGCUGAGCUCUUCUACUCUUCAGCAACACUGAUGUUUUCCAAGUGUAGGUCCAGGCAGGCACAGAGCUAAUUAGAAAACAGUCUGUCAUGACCAAAACCUGCUUGCUCACUUUACAAAUCUCACGCUCUCGCUCUCUUUCUCUGCUACCUCUCUCACAGCCUUUUACUCCCCCCUCCCUCUCUCUCUCGCUCUCACACAUCUUUACUUUCUUUCUGUCACUCGCUUAUUUUCCCUCUUUCUCUCGCUCCCUCUCCCCUCUCUCUCACUAUCUCUCUCUUUGCUCUGUUUUUCACGCUGGUGGAAUGCAUGAGUGAGUUUUACAGCCGUGGUGCUCCUCUCGCUCCUCUCAUUCAUCUAAUUUCCCUUAUUUUGUUUUUUAUAGUUCGGAGUCGACACCCGUAGAGUCGGCCUUUCAUCUCAGUCUUCUCCCAGAGGAGCCUGGGAAAUCUGGGGACAGGAAGAGGAACACAGGGGAUGAAAGUGAUGCUUUUGGGUUCGGGGCUUUUUUUUCUCCUUCCCUCAUCUCUCUCCCUUUCUCGAAUCCCCAUCCUCCAUUUUUGGUCUCUGUCCUUAUUGCGCUCCCUUUUCUCCCUUCUUCAGUCCACUCCUUAUCCCUUUCUCUCAUGCCCACACUCAUAUACAGUAUAUCUGUGUAUUUACUAAAAACUGAUGGGUGAUUUCUCCCUCUGUCCAUUAAUCAAUCGGUUGGUCCUUUCAGAUCACAACAUUAACUCAUCUAGUCACAACUGAUCACUGCAUCACAGUGACCUCUGACCCUGAUAUUGAUUGGUUGUUUGUUUAUCACGUCAACAGCAUGCAUGAUGACCCUUUUGUGUUUUGUCCCUGUGCAUCUUCAACUCUGACGUCUCUGUGUGUAUAUCAGCCAGAGAGACAAUAAACCUCCCGCUAACACAAUAACACAACACACACACACACACACACACACACACACACACACACACACACACACACACACACACACACACACACACACACAGCCUGUAACAUACUUGUAACGCGUGUCUAUUAAGUCAUCUCUUGCUGUAGCAGUGUAAGGCCUCUUCUUUUGAUUCUGCAAUCAACCUGCCCUUGACCUUUGCCCUCUCAUGAUGUCAUAACUGACCCUUGCCCUGUCCUGAUGCCACUGCUGUCCCUCGCUUGCCUGGCCUGCUGGUGUACAUAGCUCUGUUUGGCCCAAGUCACUCAAACGUCUACAGAAGCGGAAUUACAUGCAAUCCCAAGGUCCUUCGCUGUUGCUGAAAUGUCCUCAGAUACACACACGCACAUACACUCCCCUAUGUCUUUAUUUGGACAGUGAAGCUAAAAUGUUUAAUUUGGCUCAAUACUCGCUAUUUGUAUUUGACAUCAAAUGUUUUAUAUGUGGCGACAGUACAAAAUGUCAGCUUUUAUUUUAGGCUAUUUUCAUCCACAUCUAUUUUACUGUUUAGAAAUGGAAGUAUGCUAUGUAUAUAGUCCCCCCCCCAUUUGAAAAUGUCAUAAGUAUUUGGACAAAUUCACUUAUAGUGUGUGAGAUUUAGUCAAAAAUGUUGUAUUUGGUCCCAUGUUCCUAGCACUCAAGCUUGUGACACCCCAGGUUUGUAGUAUGCAUUUGGUUGUGUUUCGUGUUAUGUUGUGCCCAAUAGAAAUGAAUGGUAAAUAAUGUAUUGUGUCAUUUUGGAGUUGUAAAUAAGAAGAGAAUAUGUUUCUAAACACUUCUACAUUAACGUGGAUGCUACCGUGAUUACGUAUAAUCAUGAAUGAAUCACGAAUAAUGAUGAGUGAGAAAGUUACAUAGGCGUAAAUAUCAUACCCCCCCCUCCAAAAAAUGCUAACGUCCCCUGUUAUUAGUAAUGGAGGAUAGCAUGUGUUUGGGGAUAUAAUCUUUGUGCAUCUCAAGCUUUCUCUCUCAUCAUUAUUCCCGUUGAAUUUGUCCAAAUACUUAUGACACUUUCAAACGGGGGACAAUAUACAUAAAGUAGUGCGUUUGUUAUUUAACAGUGAAACUGAUAUGUAUGAAAAUACAGUCAAAUAAAACAUGUCAUUCUGUAAUGUCGUUGCAUAUAACACAUUUUAUUUGAAAUCCAAAAUGAUGGAAUUGUCCAAAUAAAUAUGUAGGGGAGUGUACACACACACACACACACACACACACACACACACGAUACAGUUUUACGAUGCUAGUUCAAACACACACAUAAAUGGCCAUGUUUGCAAAAGUCUUCUUUGUUAACUCUCUAUAUUUUUUACUUUGUAAAGAGAAAAAAUGACUCAUGUUAAAGGGUAAUAUAUUGCCGUGUGAAGGCUCUGUGGCUUUGUCCAGUUGCAGACUGAGGUGUGUAAAUCGAUUGUCCUUAAUGUAGCUAGACUCCAGAAGCUCUUUCCAUAGAAGCAUAGUGCAGUGAGUUUUAGAGUGUCUUAUUUUCCCCCUUCUGAAGUUAUAAUGGAAUGUUGAUGUUAUGGGCUGAAAAUACCUUUAUUUUAUUGUAACAGUUCCACAAUGUUUGUCUGAAUAAAUUUAAGUCUGUCCUGUCCUGUA